AUGGAUCUGACCAACUGUCGCUCCAUGGAGAUCCUGCGCGUUCUGGGCUUGGCCGACGACUACCGCGCCCAGAAAGGCAGCGUGCCCAUCUCCACCGACUUCAAUACGCAGUUCGUGACCCGCAUCAUUGGACCAGAGAGCAAACUCCUAGGCACUUGGCCGGUUCCCUCCGUCACCACGCAGCGGGAGUCCAUCCGCCAGACCAACGACGGCACUCAGCCCGCAGAACCCAGCCAGCGCUGCUCGCAAGUCAUCUUCGAGGCGUGGAUCCGAAAGCUCCUCCUCGCGCAAGCGGAGACCGGCAGUGCAGCGAUGCAUCUCCGCCUGGGCUGGAAGUACCUGCACCACGUCGAAGACGCGACGGCUGGGGUGGUGUGGGCGACCUUCCUCGAAGUCGCGACGGGCGUCGAGCACCGCGUGCGCAGUCGCUACCUCGUCGGCACGGACGGAGGAGGCAGUCGCGUGCGUACCGCUGCGGGCAUACGCAUGCUCGGAGGACCGAUGCCUAUGCGCUUCUACCUCGUGCACUUCCGCUCCCAGGAACUGGCGCGCUCGUUCCCCUUCGGCCGCUGUUGGCAUAUCUUCCCCACCAACGGGGGGUUUAUCCUCGACCAGGACGAUAAGGAUACCUUCACCGCGCAUUUCCCUGUCCAUUUGCUCCCGGAGGGGCAGGACAUUGAUCCGAAGGAAGUGGUGUACCGGACGCUCGGGGGUCCGCUACCCAGUCAGAAAGCGGUGAUCCAAAUCGAUGAGAUCCUGGUGCACAGUGCCUGGACCCCGAAUUUCAGUAUCGCCGAGACGUAUCUGAGUGAUAGGGGCCGGGUCGUGCUUGCGGGUGAUGCGGCUCACCGAACCCCCCCGCACGGCGGCUACGGUCUAAACAGCGGCCUGGCCGACGCCUUCGACCUGGCCUGGCGCCUCGCCGCCCUCACCCAGCCGUCCCCUACCCCCUACGGCGGGCCCCUGCUCCUGCAAUCGUACACCCUCGACCGGCGUCCGGCCAUGAUCCGCGCCCUGGCGCGCUCGCACCGCCACCUCCUCGAGCACCUUAAGCUGGCCGCGAUGUUCCCGGACCCCGUGGGCGUUCUGGAGCGGGAUGACGAUGCGGCGGCCGACGCGCUGAGGCGGAAGAUCCACGCGUUUGUGGAGAUGUCUGGCCCCGAGACGUUGGAUCGCGGGGUGGAGUUGGAUGUGCGGUACGGGUCUUUUGGGGUUUGGGGGGAGGAUGAUGAUCCGGAUGCGGAAAAGGAGAUGGGGCGGGCGUGGGAGGCGGAGAGGUAUGUUCCCUCGACGAGGCCGGGGCGGAGGGUGCCUCAUGUUUUCUUGCGGGGUCCGCAAAGCGAUGGGGGAGAAGGGGGCGGGGAGGGACUGCUGGGGAGGGAGAGGAGUAUCUAUGAUGAGUUUGGGCCUGCGUGGAGUCUGGUUCACUUCGUGGAGGGGGAGGGCCCGCAACGGCACGUUGGUGAGGGUGGUGCUGAGGAUGAUGAUGGCUGUGCUACUACGGCGGAUACCUUUGUCUCCGUUGCUGCCACCUUGGGGAUGCCGCUCAAGCUGGUGACACUGAGUAACGAGACUCAUGCGCACCGCGUCUGGGGAGCGAGUUUGGUCCUGGUACGGCCGGAUACCCAUGCUGCGUGGCGUGGGCCGUGGAGGCUAGACACGGCUGCAGUUGGCCACGCUUUGACGACGGAGCAGGUGGAGGAGAUCCUGCGCGUGGUUACGGGACACGAACGCUACAUGGGUUACCAACAGGAUCAGGCUCGGGCGAAUGAGGAGGAAAGCUUUCUAAAGCUGGUGGAAGUAUUCCAGCCCGAAGACCAGAGUGUACAUUCGGCGGUGGCUAUUGCCGAGGACAAGUAG
Molecule: messenger RNA, 1860 nt
Organism: Aspergillus uvarum CBS 121591
Lineage: Eukaryota; Fungi; Ascomycota; Eurotiomycetes; Eurotiales; Aspergillaceae
Product: FAD/NAD(P)-binding domain-containing protein
Exons: 4
Coding region: 1-1860 (619 amino acids)
Molecular function (GO): FAD binding
Source: RefSeq, a predicted model, not a curated record